This is a messenger RNA of Gastrolobium bilobum, 936 nucleotides long. RefSeq lists its product as uncharacterized. Bases 1 to 936 code for a protein of 311 amino acids. The record is from RefSeq and is a predicted model, not a curated record. Gene Ontology annotation, molecular function: hexosyltransferase activity. Lineage: Eukaryota; Viridiplantae; Streptophyta; Magnoliopsida; Fabales; Fabaceae. Gene Ontology annotation, cellular component: Golgi membrane. The transcript has a single exon.
AUGGUGAUGAAGUCCCCAAAGCCAAACAGGGGACAUUUCGUGCUCUCUUGUUUCAUCUUCAUCUUCUUCCUCUGCGUAUUGGCUUCCAUAAACGAAGUUCGAUUCGAGGGGUUACUAAGGUUCGGUCGAUGUGCUCUCUCAAACAACUCUCUAGCCGCAAACUCUUCCUUCUCCAAAGAAGAAGACACUAGAAUUCUCAUCGCCGUUCUCACACUCCCCGACCAAUACCUACGACGGCACUUCCUCCGCCUCGUCUACGGCACACAAACCCCUGAGGAUGCAAAAGUUGAUGUUAAGUUCGUGUUCUGCAACCUUACAAAAGAGGACCAGAAGGUAAUGGUGGCGUUGGAGAUCAUGCGUUACAACGACAUCAUCAUCCUCAAUUGCACAGAGAACAUGAACAAGGGGAAGACCUCAACGUUCUUCAGGAGCUUGCCUGAGAUUUUCAACGAAACCAACGGACCUUACCCUCCUUACCAUUACGUGAUGAAAGCAGAUGAUGACACGUACGUGAGGCUGAACAGUUUGGUAAAGUCGCUGAAGCCGUUGCCAAGGGAAGAUUUGUAUUAUGGAUUCGUGAUACCAUGUGGGAGCAUGGACCCCUUUAAGCAUUACAUGUCUGGGAUGGGGGUUUUGGUAUCUUGGGACAUAGUAGAGUGGAUCCAUGGUUCUGAUAUUCCUAAGAAACACGUGGAGGGUCCAGAGGAUAAGGUGUUUGGAGAUUGGAUGCGAUGGGGUCGCAAAGGAAAAAAUAGGUACAAUGCUAAGUGGUCUAUGUACAAUUAUCCUGAUCCAGUCUCGGUAUGUAGCCACGAGCUUUGGCCUGACACUAUUGCGGUUCAUUUGUUGAAGAAUCAAGAGAAGUGGAUUCGGACUCUCAAGUAUUUCAACCACACUGAUCCUUUGAAGCCAUCCAAGUUGUAUCAUAUACCUUAG